UAUAUUUCAGGAACUAAUGAGCAGUAUAUUUUGUCCUUAAAUUGUAUGAAGAAAGGAAAAGAAGCAUAUUUAUAACAAAUUAUUCACGUCACUAUAAAUAAAGUCAAGGUCGUUACAUUUCUGGCCGGCAUCACACAAAAUGAACGCGCCGAACGUUCCGCAUCCUUCAGCCCUUGUGGCUAAGACAAAAAAGACAUUUAUUGGUCUACCAGCGCCCCUUGGAUAUGUAGCAGGUGUAGGAAGAGGAGCGACAGGAUUCACCACUCGGUCUGAUAUUGGUCCAGCUAGGCAGGCAACUGAUGUCUCGGACGAGCGGCACGCGGCUCCCGCCAAGCGCCGGAAGAAAGACGACGAGGAAGACGAGACAGAUCUCAACGAGUCCAACUAUGACGAGUUUACCGGCUACGGCGGCUCGCUGUUCAACAAGGACCCGUACGACAAAGACGACGAGGAGGCCGAUGCCAUCUACGACGCCGUCGACGAGCGCAUGGACGAGAAACGCAAGGAGUACAGGGAGAAGAAACUCAAGGAGGAGCUGGAGCGGUACCGCGCCGAGCGGCCCAAGAUCCAGCAGCAGUUCUCCGACCUGAAGCGCGACCUGGUGCAGGUCUCAAAGGACGACUGGGACAACCUGCCCGAGGUGGGCGACGCGCGCAACCGCAAACAGCGCAACCCGCGCGCCGAGAAGUUCACCCCGCUGCCCGACUCUGUGCUGGGCCGCAGCCUGGGCGGCGAGACGGUGCACAGCAUCGACGCCAGCAGCGGGCUGGCCAGCAUGCUGCCGGGCACGGCCAGCACGGCGCCCGGCAUGGUCACGCCCUCGGGCGACCUGGACCUGCGCAAGAUCGGCCAGGCGCGCAACACGCUGAUGAACGUGAAGCUGAACCAGGUGUCUGACUCGGUGUCGGGCCAGACGGUGGUCGACCCCAAGGGCUACCUCACAGACCUGCAGAGCAUGAUACCCAACUUCUCUUCAGACAUCAACGACAUCAAGAAGGCGCGCCUGCUGAUGAAGUCUGUCCGCGAGACGAACCCGCAGCACCCGCCAGCCUGGAUCGCCUCGGCGCGCCUGGAGGAGGUCACCGGAAAACUGCAGAACGCCAGGAACCUCAUCAUGAAGGGCUGCGAGGCGUGUCCGAACGCGGAGGACGUGUGGCUGGAGGCGGCGCGCCUGCAGCCGCCGGAGACGGCCAAGGGCGUGGUGGCACAGGCGGUCAGGCAGCUGCCCAACUCGGUGCGGCUCUGGCUCAAGGCGGCCGACCUCGAGCUCGAGCUCAAGGGCAAGCGGCGCGUGUUCCGCAAGGCGCUCGAGCUGCAGCCCAACUCUGUCCGCCUCUGGAAGGCAGCCGUCGAGCUGGAGGAGCGAGAGGACGCGCGCAUCCUGCUCUCGCGCGCCGUCGAGUGCUGCCCCACCGCUGUCGAACUGUGGCUGGCCCUCGCCCGGCUGGAGACGUACGAGAACGCGCGCAAAGUGCUCAACAAGGCGCGCGAAAACGUGCCGACCGACCGUCAGAUCUGGCUGUGCGCCGCCAAACUGGAGGAGGCCAACGACAACGCGGCCAUGGUGAGCCGCAUUGUGGAGCGGGCGCUCUCCUCGCUGUCGGCCAACGGCGUCGAGAUCAACCGCGAGUUCUGGCUGAAGGACGCGGUUCAGUGCGAGCGCUCCGGCUCGGUGCUGACCUGCCAGGCCGUCAUCACGGCCGUCAUCGGCUACGGGGUCGACGAGGAGGACCGCAAGAGCCAGUGGAUGGAGGACGCCGAGCUGUGCGCCGCCCAGGGCGCCGUCGAGUGCGCGCGCGCCAUCUACGCCCACGCGCUGGCCGCCUACCCGAGCAAAAAGUCCAUCUGGCUGGCGGCGGCCUACUUCGAGAAGUCGCACGGCACCCGGGAGAGCCUGGAGUCGCUGCUGCAGCAGGCCGUCUCACACUGUCCCCGCGCUGAGGUGCUCUGGCUGAUGGGAGCCAAGUCCAAAUGGCUGGCGAAUGACGUUCCGGCGGCGCGCUCGAUCCUGUCGAUGGCGUUCCAGGCCAACCCCAACUCUGAGGAGAUCUGGCUAGCCGCCGUCAAACUCGAGUCAGAGAACAACGAGUACGAACGCGCCCGAAAGCUGCUCUCCAAGGCGCGCUCCAGCGCACCCACGCCCAGGGUGCUGAUGAAGUCGGCCAAGCUGGAGUGGGCGCUGGACCAGCUGCCGGCCGCGCUGCGACUUCUCGAGGACGGCGUCAAGGCCUUCCCCGACUUCGCCAAACUGUGGAUGAUGCGCGGCCAGAUCCUGGAGAGCCUUGGCAGGGACUCGGAGGCCAAGGAGGUGUACGGCCAGGGGGUGAAGCAGUGCCCGCUGGCGGUGCCGCUCUGGCGGCUGCUGGCCCGCCUGGAGGAGCGCACCGGUCUCCAGAUCCGCGCCCGCUCCGUGCUGGAGAAGGCGCGCCUGCGCAACCCGCAGACGCCCGAGCUGUGGCUGGAGGCCAUACGCGUGGAGAGCCGCGCCGGCCUCGGAGACAUUGCCGCCGGCCUGAUGGCGCGCGCGCUGCAGGAGUGCCCCAGCUCUGGCAUCCUCUGGGCGGAGGCCAUCUUCCUGGCCGACCGCACCCGGCGCAAGACCACCUCGGUGGACGCGCUGAAAAAGUGCGAGCACGACGCGCACGUGCUGCUGGCCGUCUCCAAGCUGUUCUGGGCCGAGCGGAAGCUGCAGAAGACGCGCGACUGGUUCAACCGCACGCUGAAGAUGGAGCCGGACCUGGGCGACGCGUGGGCGUACUUCCUGAAGUUCGAGCAGCAGCACGGCACGGAGGAGCAGCAGCAGCAGGUGGUGCAGCGGUGUGUGGCCGCCGAGCCGCGCCACGGACCCGAGUGGUGCCGCGUCAGCAAGGACAUUCACAACUGGCGGCUCAAGACCGAGCAGAUCCUGCGGCUCACCGCCAAACAGCUGGCCGUGCCAGUCUGAGCGCCGGCCGUGUGCGGGCGGCGGACCUGGGCAGGGGCGGCGUGGCAGCCCGCGUACCUGGACAGGGGUGGCGCGGCAGCCCGCGGGCCGUGGACAGGGGCGGCGCGGCAGUCUGCGGACCGUGUGCGGGCGGUGCGGCAGCCGGCGGGCCGUGGACAGGGGCGGCGCGGCAGUCUGCGGACCGUGGACAGGGGCUCUGUGGGCAGUUCACGGAGCCUGUGAGGCAGUCCGGAUCCUGUGAGGAAGCCCAGGAGCACACUGAGACAGUUCCUGACUAUGUAAGGAAGUUCACGGACCCAGUGAGACCAGAGGUCUGCCGGCAGCCCCGUUCGCCGCGACUUGUGAUGCUACUAUGGAGUGAGACUACAGAUGUUAUCGCGCGAUGAGUGCGUUUUGUACAGUGUACAGGGCGGCUGUCCUGGGUCAGUGCACAGCGCCGUUGUGUCGGCGCUGGCGGCUGCUGCCGAGGGACCGGUGACCAGCCUCGCCCGCCCGAUCUCAGGCCGGUGGGCGCUGACCGGCUCGGUGCGCCAGCCGACGGUCGGAGCUCGGCGGGCCGCCCAACAGGACGACUUUGUAUAUGUGUUCAGCUGUCAACAUACAUGUAAACGGAUGCA
Molecule: messenger RNA, 3561 nt
Organism: Amphibalanus amphitrite
Lineage: Eukaryota; Metazoa; Arthropoda; Thecostraca; Balanomorpha; Balanidae
Gene: Prp6
Product: pre-mRNA-processing factor 6-like
Exons: 12
Coding region: 140-2944 (934 amino acids)
Biological process (GO): mRNA splicing, via spliceosome; spliceosomal tri-snRNP complex assembly
Cellular component (GO): U4/U6 x U5 tri-snRNP complex; catalytic step 2 spliceosome
Molecular function (GO): protein binding
Source: RefSeq, a predicted model, not a curated record